Molecule: messenger RNA, 3099 nt
Organism: Pipistrellus nathusii (Nathusius's pipistrelle)
Lineage: Eukaryota; Metazoa; Chordata; Mammalia; Chiroptera; Vespertilionidae
Source: the annotation of a GenBank genome assembly
AUGCAGGCGACGCCGAGUGAGCCCGAGGCUGGGGACGAAUCGCCGCAGAGCUACGUGUCGGAAGCGCAGUCUGAUUGGCCAGCGGGAGAGCCUGUCAGCCUCUUGGCCCCGCUGGUCCCGCCCCGCGGCGCCGCGCAGCCUUUCACCUUUGGCCCCAGCGGGCGCCAGCCACUCAGAUCGCUGCUUGUUGGCAUAUGCAGCGGCCGUGGCCGCCGGCGGAGCAGUCUGAGCCCGAUGAUGAGGCCGGGGACGGGAGCCGAGCGUGGAGGCCUCAUGGUGAGUGAGAUGGAGAGCCAUCCUCCCGCGCAGGGUCCUGGGGACGGGGAGCGGAGAUUGUCCGGCUCCAGCCUCUGCUCCGGCUCUUGGGUCUCUGCUGACGGCUUCCUGAGGAGACGGCCCUCGAUGGGGCAUCCUGGCAUGCAUUAUGCCUCAAUGGGAAUGCACCCUAUGGGGCAGAGAGCGAAUAUGCCCCCUGUGCCACAUGGAAUGAUGCCACAGAUGAUGCCCCCAAUGGGAGGUCCACCAAUGGGUCAGAUGCCUGGAAUGAUGUCUUCAGUAAUGCCUGGAAUGAUGAUGUCUCAUAUGUCUCAGGCUUCCAUGCAGCCUGCCUUACCGCCAGGAGUAAAUAAUAUGGAUAUAACAGCAGGUACAACAGGCACAAAAUCAAUGUGGACUGAACAUAAAUCACCUGAUGGAAGAACUUACUACUACAAUACUGAAACAAAACAGUCUACUUGGGAGAAACCAGAUGAUCUUAAAACACCUGCUGAGCAACUUUUAUCUAAAUGCCCCUGGAAGGAGUACAAGUCUGACUCUGGGAAGCCAUACUAUUAUAAUUCUCAAACAAAAGAAUCCCGUUGGGCCAAACCCAAAGAACUUGAGGAUCUUGAAGGAUACCAGAAUACCAUUGUUGCUGGAAGUCUUAUUACAAAAUCAAACCUGCAUGCAAUGAUCAAAGCUGAAGAAAGCAGUAAGCAAGAAGAAUGCACCACAGCAUCAACAGCCCCAGUUCCUACAACAGAAAUUCCUUCCACAAUGAGCACCAUGGCUGCUGCAGAAGCGGCAGCUGCUGUUGUUGCAGCUGCUGCAGCUGCUGCUGCAGCUGCCGCUGCAGCCAACGCCAAUACCUCCACCUCUGCUAAUACUGUCAGUGGAACUGUUCCUGUUGUACCUGAGCCUGAAGUUACUUCAAUUGUUGCUACUGUUGUAGAUAAUGAAAACACAGUAACAAUUUCAACUGAAGAACAAGCACAACUCACUACUACCCCUGCUGUUCAGGAUCAGAAUGUUGACAGUAACGCUGGAGAAGAAACAUCUAAGGAAACUGUAACUGAUUUUACUCCCAAGAAAGAAGAGGAUGAAAGCCAACCAGCAAAAAAAACAUAUACUUGGAAUACAAAGGAGGAGGCAAAGCAAGCAUUUAAAGAGUUAUUGAAGGAAAAGCGGGUACCAUCUAAUGCUUCAUGGGAGCAGGCUAUGAAAAUGAUUAUUAAUGAUCCACGAUACAGCGCUUUAGCAAAGUUGAGUGAAAAAAAACAGGCCUUUAAUGCCUAUAAAGUUCAGACAGAGAAAGAAGAAAAAGAAGAAGCAAGGUCGAAAUACAAAGAGGCUAAAGAAUCCUUUCAGCGUUUUCUUGAAAAUCAUGAGAAAAUGACCUCCACAACCAGAUACAAAAAAGCAGAACAAAUGUUUGGCGAGAUGGAAGUCUGGAAUGCAAUAUCGGAGCGUGAUCGUCUUGAAAUCUAUGAAGAUGUUUUAUUUUUUCUUUCAAAAAAAGAAAAGGAGCAAGCAAAGCAGUUGCGAAAGAGAAAUUGGGAAGCCUUAAAAAACAUACUUGACAACAUGGCUAAUGUAACAUAUUCUACUACUUGGUCUGAAGCCCAGCAGUAUCUGAUGGAUAAUCCGACUUUUGCAGAAGAUGAGGAAUUACAGAACAUGGAUAAAGAAGAUGCGUUAAUUUGCUUUGAAGAACAUAUCCGGGCUUUAGAAAAGGAGGAAGAAGAGGAAAAACAGAAGAGUUUGCUGAGAGAAAGGCGACGACAGCGUAAAAAUAGAGAAUCUUUUCAGAUAUUUUUAGAUGAAUUGCAUGAACAUGGACAACUGCAUUCUAUGUCAUCUUGGAUGGAAUUGUAUCCAACAAUUAGUUCUGACAUUAGAUUCACUAACAUGCUUGGUCAGCCUGGAUCAACUGCACUUGACCUUUUCAAGUUUUAUGUUGAGGAUCUUAAAGCACGUUAUCAUGAUGAGAAGAAAAUAAUAAAAGAUAUUCUAAAGGAUAAAGGAUUUGUAGUUGAAGUAAAUACUACUUUUGAAGAUUUUGUGGCAAUAAUCAGUUCAACUAAAAGAUCAACCACAUUAGAUGCCGGAAAUAUUAAGUUGGCCUUUAAUAGUUUACUAGAAAAGGCAGAAGCCCGUGAACGUGAAAGAGAAAAAGAAGAGGCUCGAAAGAUGAAACGGAAAGAAUCUGCAUUUAAGAGUAUGUUGAAACAAGCUGCUCCCCCAAUAGAAUUGGAUGCUGUCUGGGAAGAUAUCCGGGAGAGAUUUGUAAAAGAACCAGCAUUUGAGGACAUAACUCUAGAGUCUGAAAGAAAACGAAUAUUUAAAGAUUUCAUGCAUGUGCUUGAGCAUGAAUGUCAACAUCAUCAUUCAAAGAACAAAAAACAUUCUAAAAAAUCUAAAAAACACCACAGGAAACGUUCCCGCUCUCGAUCGGGGUCAGAUUCAGAUGACGAUGACAGCCAUACAAAGAAAAAAAGACAGAGAUCAGAAUCUCGUUCUGCUUCAGAACAUUCUUCUAGUGCAGAGUCUGAGAGAAGUUACAAGAAAUCUAAAAAACAUAAGAAGAAAAGCAAGAAGAGGAGACAUAAAUCUGAUUCUCCGGAGUCAGAUGCUGAGCGAGAGAAGGAUAAGAAAGAAAAAGACCGGGAAAGUGAAAAAGACAGAACUAGACAAAGAUCAGAAUCAAAACACAAAUCACCUAAGAAAAAGACUGGAAAGGAUUCUUCUGGUAAUUGGGAUACUUCUGGCAGUGAACUGAGUGAAGGAGAAUUGGAAAAGCGCAGAAGGACCCUUUUGGAGCAACUGGAUGAUGAUCAAUAA